Molecule: messenger RNA, 1538 nt
Organism: Astrephomene gubernaculifera
Lineage: Eukaryota; Viridiplantae; Chlorophyta; Chlorophyceae; Chlamydomonadales; Astrephomenaceae
Source: the annotation of a GenBank genome assembly
GUUUGUGGUGUAUGGGUGUUAUGCGGCGGUGACGUGUGUGGACGUGCGGGCGGUGGAGGCGCUGCGACUGACCCUUGGGUCGGUGCUGGCGGAUCGGCACUGGCAGUCCGGCGCCUACCAGGGUGAGGUGGUCCCCGCUCUGGUGGGGGACAUGGCAGUGUCAAAUGCCAUGCGGCUGGACCGGGAUGUGGUGGUGGGGGAGGCUGGCGGAGGCGGCGGCGGCGGAGGCGGAGGAGGAGGAGGCUCCUCGCUUCGCCGCCUGUCCGCCCCCUUUGAGCACCCCCGGCUGUUUUCGCUGGAGGCGGAGGAGCACCAUUUGGUGGGGGGGCCGCGCAGGAAGGAGGCGGCGCAGGCCUUUGCGCGGGAGGUGGUGUCCGACCUGCUGCAGCUGCACCUCGCCUCGCCGCACAUCGUGUUCAGUGCGGCGGUGGUGGGGGGAGGCAGCUGGGACUGCGGCAGGCUGUGGGGCGGCAGUGGGGCGGGAGGAACAGAGCCAGGGGCAGCAGGAGGAGGAGGGGGAGGAGGAGGAGGAGGCAGUGCCAGGUUUCCCGGGCUGGAGGCUCUGCGGGAGGAGCUAGUGGAGGCGGCGUUGCGAGUGCCGGAGGGCCGGCUGCUGGCCAGUGUGGUGUUGUACGUUGCCCCCGCGCGUGAGACCACCUACGUGCCGCUCACCCGACACCUGCUGUUCCAACACAGGAAGGUGCGCCCCCCGCUGCGGCCGCACGUGUCGCUCACCUCGCACGUCACCUCCGCACCCCGCCCGCCCAGGACCGGAGAGCAGCAGUCCCAGCAGUGGCCCGCCGCCGUCUACCAGCGCGUAUUCCUGUCCGAGUCCCACGCGGCCUCCUGGGCAGGCUGGAGCGGCGGGCGGGGCGACCCCGCGCAGCCCUACCACCACACGGCCAUGGUGGAGGCCAUACAGCGGGCGGCGCCGGCACUGGAGUGCGCGUAAAGGCGAUGGGCACGCGAGGACGCGCGAGGCGGAGCCGUAGUAACCUCUGUUCCGUCCGCAUGUGGCACCCACGUUUGUCGUACGACUUCCCUUCCCCAACCACCACAGGCCUCUGGCAGGGUGCUGCAGCUCCAGCGGUCGCUGCUGCAGGCCGCCAUAGCGGUUCAGGACCACUCCGCGGUCUUCGAGCUCAGUCGCGUGUUCAGCAGCGCUGCGCAGGAACUCAAAGUACUGCAGGAGCAGCACCUGGCGCUGCUGGACUUGCUGUCCCCCGAGCAGCAGCAGCUGGGCGGGCUGCGGGGCAAGCUGGACAACGAGCGGGUGCGGAGGCUGUUCCUGCUGUACGUGCAGCGCCUCCGUGCCGCGCUGACCAGCCCCCGCUACAACUACUUCUCCGGCCUGGCUGCCGCGGUGCCGGGAGUGCUGGCGGAGCUGAGGGAGGAGGUGCUGUCCAGCUUCCGACUCAACAAGCGCAUGCUUGCUCUGAUGCAGCAGCUGGCCGUGUGGACCCACAGCUGCGAGAUGAGUGUGGCGGCGGCGGUGCAUGAGGGGCUGGGGGAGCUGGGGGGACUCAGGAAGCCGGCAG